Triticum turgidum subsp. durum (durum wheat) is the source of this 4305-nucleotide messenger RNA. Lineage: Eukaryota; Viridiplantae; Streptophyta; Magnoliopsida; Poales; Poaceae. The record is from the annotation of a GenBank genome assembly.
AUGGCGGAGCUGGUGGUCACCAUGGCGAUCCGGCCACUGGUGGCCAUGCUCAGGGACAAGGCGUCCAGCUACCUCCUCGACCAGUACAAUGUGAUGGAGGGAAUGGAGAAGCAGCACAGGAUUCUCAAACGCAGGCUUCCUAUCAUCCUCGACGUCAUUACAAACGCCGAGGAGCAGGCCGCAUCACACAGAGAAGGAGCUAAAGCCUGGCUCCAGGAGCUCAAGACAGUGGCCUAUGAGGCAAAUGAAGUCUUUGAUGAGUUCAAGUAUGAGGCGCUCCGCCGUGAAGCGAAGAAGAAUGGACACUACAAAAAACUUGGAUUCGAUGUGAUAAAACUCUUCCCUACUCACAACCGUGUUGUGUUUCGUCACAGAAUGGGUAGCAAGCUUUGCAAGAUUCUGGAGGAUAUCAAUGUUCUCAUUGCGGAGAUGCAUGACUUUGGGUUGAGGCAGACGUUCUUGGUGUCCAAUCAGUUGAGGCAGACACCAGUGUCCAAGGAGUGGAGACAGACAGAUUAUGUCAUCAUCGACCCGCAAGAAAUUGCCAGCAGAUCCAGACAUGAAGAUAAGAAUAAUAUUGUUGACAUACUACUUGGUGAAGCUAGCAAUGCAGAUCUCGCAGUGGUUCCCAUUGUUGGAAUGGGGGGCCUUGGCAAGACCACAUUAGCGCAACUCAUAUACAAUGAACCUGAAAUUCAGAAGCAUUUUCCGUUGAAGCUCUGGGUCUGCGUCUCUGAUAUCUUCGAUGUGAAUUCGGUGGCUAAGAGUAUAGUUGAAGCAUCCCCCAAGAAAAAUGAUGACACAGACAAACCAGCACUGGAUAGACUUCAAAAACUGGUCAGCGGGCAGAGGUAUCUCCUUGUAUUGGAUGAUGUCUGGAACAGAGAGGUCCAUAAGUGGGAAAGGCUGAAGGUCUGUCUUCAGCAUGGUGGCAUAGGUAGUGCAGUGUUGACAACAACCCGUGAUAAACAAGUUGCUGGAAUUAUGGGCACAGAUAGAACCUACAAUCUCAAUGCUUUGAAGGAUAACUUCAUAAAGGAAAUUAUUUUAGACAGAGCAUUUAGUUCAGAGAAUAAAAAGCCUCCCAAGCUACUCAAGAUGGUUGGUGAGAUUGUGGAGAGAUGCCGUGGCUCUCCUCUAGCUGCAACUGCACUGGGAUCUGUACUUCGUACCAAGACCAGCGUGGAAGAAUGGAAGGCUGUAUCAUCUAGAAGCAGUAUUUGCACUGAGGAAACUGGAAUUUUGCCAAUACUCAAGCUUAGCUACAACGAUUUGCCAGCACACAUGAAGCAGUGCUUUGCUUUCUGUGCCAUAUUUCCCAAGGAUUACAAGAUUAAUGUGGAGAAGCUUAUCCAACUAUGGAUCGCAAAUGGCUUUAUCCCAGAACAGGAGGAAGAUAGUCUUGAAACCGUUGGAAAACAUAUUUUCAGUGAGCUAGCAUCAAGGUCAUUCUUUCUGGACAUAGAGGAAUUUAAGGGUGACAUGCAAAAUCAGCAGUAUUGUUUCAGAACUACAUGCAAAAUUCAUGAUCUUAUGCAUGAUAUUGCAAUGUCUGUUAUGGGAAAGGAAUGUGUCGUUGCAAUUAAGGAACCAAGUCAAAUCGAGUGGCUGUCAGAUACUGCUCGGCAUUUGUUCUUAUCAUGUGAAGAAACACAAGGUAUUUUGAAUGAUUCUUUGGAGAAAAGAUCCCCUGCCAUUCAAACACUCAUAUGUGAUAGUCCUAUGCAAAGUUCAUUGAAGCAUCUAUCAAAAUAUAGCUCUUUGCACGCCUUGAAGCUCUGUAUUAGAGGCACAGAAUCAUUUGUACUCAAACCAAAGUAUCUGCAUCACCUGAGGUACCUUGAUCUCUCAGCAAGUUAUUAUAUCAAAGCACUUCCUGAGGAUAUAAGUAUUCUAUAUAACCUGCAAGUGUUGGACCUUUCCAACUGCUGUUAUCUUAAACGACUUCCAAGGCAAAUGAAGUAUAUGACUUCCCUCUGCCACCUCUACACUCAUGGAUGUUCGUUUUUGAGGAGCAUGCCUCCAGGACUUGAAAAUCUCACUAAGCUGCAGACUCUCACAGUUUUUGUAGCAGGAGUUCCUGGCCCUGAUUGCGCUGAUGUUGGAGAGCUGCAUAAUCUAAACAUUGGUGGUCAGCUAGAGCUAUGCCGGGUAGAGAAUGUUGAAAAAGCAGAAGCAAAAGUGGCGAAUCUUGGAAACAAGAAGGAUCUCUGUGAACUGACAUUAAGAUGGACUAAGGUUGGCGACAGCAAGGUGCUCGACAAGUUCGAACCUCAUGGUGGGCUGCAGGUUCUGAAGAUAUAUUCCUAUGGAGGAGAGUGCAUGGGUAUGCUGCAAAACAUGGUUGAGAUCCAUCUUUUCCAUUGUGAAAGAUUGCGAUGUUUGUUUAGAUGCAGUACAAUCUUCACUUUUCCAAAACUGAAGGUGCUUAUGCUAGACCAUCUGUUGGGUUUUGAGGGAUGGUGGGAAAUAGAUGAGAGGCAAGUAGAACAGACAAUAUUUCCUGUGCUUGAGAAGUUGUUUAUGAGCAAUUGUGGAAAGUUGGUAGCAUUACCCGAAGCACCAUUGCUGCGAGGACCUUGUGGUGAGGGUGGUUAUACAUUGGUAUGCUCAGUGUUUCCUGCCCUGAAGGUGCUCAAAAUGAAAAACUUGGAGAUCUUUCAGAGAUGGAAUGCAGCUGAAGAGACUCAAGGAGAACAGAUAUUGUUUCCUUGUCUUGAGGAACUGUCAAUUGAGAAAUGCCCAGAGCUGAUAAAUUUACCUGAAGCACCAUUGCUUGAAGAACCAUGUAGCGGAGGUGGUUAUAGAUUGGUACGUUCAGCCUUUCCUGCCCUCAAGGUGCUCAAAAUGAAAUGCUUGGGGAGUUUUCAGAGAUGGGAUGGUGCUGCCAAAGGUGAACAAAUAUUUUUUCCACAGCUUGAGAAACUAUCAGUUCAGCAAUGCCCAAUGUUGAUAGAUUUACCUGAGGUACCAAAAAUCAGUGUGUUAGAAAUUGAAGAUGGCAAGCAAGAGAUCUUCCAGUUUGUGGACAAAUAUUUGUCCUCAUUGACCAAUCUGAUACUGAAGCUAAAAAAUACAGAAACACCAUCAGAGGUUGAGUGCACUUCAAUUGUACCGGUGGACAGAAAGGAGAAAUGGAACCAGAAAUCCCCUCUUACAGUUAUGGAGCUAACAUGCUGCAACUCAUUCUUUGGACCAGGUGCACUAGAGCCGUGGGACUAUUUUGUACACCUUGAAAAGUUGGAAAUUGAUAGAUGUGAUGUGCUCGUCCACUGGCCAGAGAAUGUGUUCCAAAGCUUGGUAUCCUUGAGGACAUUAGUGAUUACAAACUGCGAAAAUCUGACUGGAUAUGCACAAGCUCCUCUUGAGCCAUUGGCGUCUGAAAGGAGUCAGCACCUGAGAGGUCUGGAGUCUCUUUAUUUAGAAAACUGCCCAAGUUUAGUAGAGAUGUUCAACGUCCCGGCAUCUCUCAAGAAAAUGGAUAUUGAUAGGUGCAUUAAGCUUGAGUCCAUAUUCGGCAAGCAGCAGGGCAUGGCAGAGUUAGCCCAAGGAUCUUCUAGCAGUGAGGCAAUCAUCCCUGCAACUGUAUCAGAGUUGCCAUCCUCACCCAUGAAUCACUUUUGUCCAUGCCUAGAAUAUCUACAGUUAUCUGAUUGUGGAAGCUUACCGGCGGUUCUGAACCUGCCUUUGUCCUUAAAGACCAUACGGAUUUAUGGCUGCAGUAGUAUUCAAGUCCUAUCAUGCCAGCUGGGUGGGCUCCAGAAACCAGAAGCCACCACCUCCAGAAGCAGAAGUCCUAUCAUGCCACAGCCACUAGCAGCAGCAACAGCACCAACUGCAAGAGAGCAUUUACUUCCUCCCCAUCUCAAUACUCUAGGAAUAAAGGACUCUGCUGGCAUGUUGGGUGGGCCUCUCCGUCUGCCUGCACCCCUCAAGACACUGUUCAUUAUGGGCAACAGUGGGCUGACAUCGCUGGAGUGUCUGUCGGGAGAGCACCCCCCAUCGCUGGAAUACCUUCAUCUUGAAAGAUGCAGUACCCUGGCAUCCCUGCCGAAUGAGCCGCAAGUAUACAGGUCUCUCGGGUAUCUUGAAAUUAGAGGCUGCCCUGCUAUAAAGAAGCUCCCUAGAUGCCUGCAGCAGCGCCUGGGCAGCAUUGCCAUCAAAGGACUAGAUGCCCGUUAUGAAGUAAGAGCGUUUAAACCGAAGACAUGGAAUGAAAUACCAAGGCUGGUUCAAGAGCGGAGGCAGACCAGUCGAGAAGCUUUGUUGAGCUUUGUUGAACUCCGGCAGUCCAUGCAGGAGUAA